Messenger RNA from Aspergillus chevalieri, 1140 nucleotides. Its product is annotated as metal homeostatis BSD2 family protein. Bases 1 to 1140 code for a protein of 379 amino acids. Gene Ontology annotation, cellular component: perinuclear region of cytoplasm; endoplasmic reticulum; Golgi apparatus. Lineage: Eukaryota; Fungi; Ascomycota; Eurotiomycetes; Eurotiales; Aspergillaceae. The record is from RefSeq and is a predicted model, not a curated record. Gene Ontology annotation, biological process: positive regulation of protein ubiquitination; vacuolar transport; metal ion transport. The transcript is spliced from 3 exons.
AUGAGCUCGCAGCGUUAUCAACGGGUAAACGCCCAUGACGAAGAUGAUCCAAAUCAUUACCCGUCGAAUCCGUCCCGAUCGAACUCGCACCUCGCUCCAUCCUCUCCACCUCCCUCGUUCCACUCUCGUUCCUCUUCGCCUUCAUCCAGACGUCUUUUAAACGAUGACUCUCGCCGGGCCGACGAUACGGACCAGACCCUUGCCGAUGCGUUCGACGAUGGGAGCGACUCGGAGGUGGAGAAUGAGCCUGACGAUAGACAGCGCUUAAUGCGGGCGAACCCUGAGCCGCGGGCUUUUGCCGGUGGUAGCGACUACAACAACGAUGACAAUGGAAACGGUAAUGCCGCUGCGUCUUCGUCGAGCCAAGGGGGAGGACAAGGGCAGCAGGAUCAAACACAGCAACAGGGUCGAGGGAUCUUUAGAAGACUGACUAUCCUUCCGUCGUUCACGCCUUCGUCUUCCGCGCCGGGUCGCGUGAUCGGAUCGAACGACGGUGUGUUUGCGAAUCUGGCGGCUAAGCCGGAGCGGGGUGAGAAGAAUGAGGAUUUGCCUCCGUCCUACGAAGAAGCAGCCGCCGAUGCGACUCCGCCGUACUGGGAAACUACGAUUUUGGCGCCAGGCAUCUCGUCCGAUGAGGUGUUCGUGGAUGGACUGCCGGUUGGGUCGAUCUUCUCCUUUGUCUGGAACGCCAUGAUUUCUAUGUCUUUCCAACUGGUCGGAUUCCUCCUCACCUACCUCUUACACACUACACACGCAGCGAAGAACGGAAGCAGAGCUGGUCUCGGUCUUACUCUCGUGCAGUAUGGAUUCUACAUGAAAGGCGGAAGCGAUCCGAAACCGGAUGAUGGUGGUGAUGCGGACCAAUAUGUCAACCCCCCAGACCCAAACAGCCAUAAUUUUGACCCCGAUGCAGUAACAGACGGUGGCGCUGGUGGCGAUGGCAACGGUGCUAUGUCUGCUAUUAGUACUAGCGAGUGGAUCUCCUACAUCUUGAUGAUCGUCGGUUGGUUUAUCCUGAUUCGCGCCAUCAGUGACUUCUUGCGGGCCCGACGCCACGAGCAGAUUGUAUUACAGAGUCCUGACCGUGGACUCGGCAUUCCGGUCAUUGCGGAGGGUGAGAGAGCAGAGACGGUGGUUUGA